CCGCUGUAUGCCCAAUCUGGGCACUUGACUCAGUUUUUCUUCAUUGUCAAAACCAAACAAAAAGCCAAAAUGCACAGCAUCCAAGUCGUUUCGCCCGUUGACGGCAGCAUUGUCGCCACGCGCACCCUCGCCACCGCCGAAGAGGUCGACGCCGUCAUCGAGCGCUCCAAGGUCGCCCAGAAGGCUUGGGGCAAGGUCCCCGUCAAGGAGCGUGUCGCCAUCUGCCUCAAGUUUGUCGAUGCGUUCGUCGCCGGCAAGGACGAGAUUGCCAAGGAGCUCACCCAGCAGAUGGGCCGCCCCAUCUCGCAGACUCCCGGCGAGGUCAACGGUAUGGCCGACCGCGCCAAGUACAUGAUUUCGACCGCCGAGGAGGGCCUGAAGGACGUCGAGUUCCACGACAAGCCCGGGUUUAUUCGCUUCAUCCGCAAGGAUGCCAUCGGCGUCAUCCUGGUCGUGGCUGCCUGGAACUACCCCUACCUGAUUGCCGUCAACUGUGUCAUCCCCGCGAUUCUUGCCGGCAACUCGGUCGUGCUCAAGCAUUCCGCCCAAACCCCGCUGUGCGCCGAGCGCUUUGCCGACGCAUUCAAGGCUGCUGGUCUGCCCGAGAACGUCUUCCAGUUUGUCCACAUGUCCCACGCACACACUGAGCGCGCCAUCCUCAACCCGAGCGUCGCCUUUGUCAACUUCACUGGCUCCGUCGCCGGUGGCCACGAGGUCGCCAACGCCUGCGGCAAGCGCUUCAUUGGCUGCGGCCUCGAGCUCGGUGGCAAAGAUCCCGCCUACGUGCGCGACGAUUGCAACCUCGAUCACGCCGUCGAGAAUCUCGUUGACGGCUCCUUCUUCAACUCUGGCCAGUGCUGCUGCGCCAUCGAGCGCAUCUACGUUCACGAGAAGGUGUACGACGAGUUUGUCAAGAAGUUUGUCGAGCUGACCAAGCAAUACCGCCUCGGCAACCCCAACGACGCCAACACCAACCUUGGCCCCAUGGUCAAGACUGGCGCUGCCGACUUUGUGCGCAAGCAAAUCAAGGAUGCCGUCGCUGCCGGCGCCGUGUCCCUCAUCGACGAAAGCCACUUCCCUGCCUCCAAGGCUGGCACCCCGUACCUGGCUCCUCACGUGCUGGUCAACGUCAACCACAGCAUGUCGGUCAUGAAGGACGAGUCUUUCGGUCCCGUCAUUGGCAUCAUGAAGGUUUCCAACGACGAGGAAGCCAUCAAGCUCAUGAACGACAGCCCCUUCGGCCUCACUGCCGCUAUCUGGACGAACGACUAUGACGCUGCCAUUCGCAUUGGCGACCAAAUCGAGACUGGCACUUGGUUCUGCAACCGCUGCGACUACCUCGACCCCGCACUUGCCUGGACUGGUGUCAAGGAUUCCGGCCGAGGCUGCGCUCUUUCCAAGUUGGCCUGGGAGCACCUCACUCAGUACAAGAGCUUCCACGUGCGCAAGCUCUAAGUGGUCGCAAAGCCUUCUUGUUGCGUGUGCUGCACGUCAUUGUCUCGAGUACAAAAAAUGUGUUGCUGUG
Capsaspora owczarzaki ATCC 30864 is the source of this 1525-nucleotide messenger RNA. RefSeq names its product aldehyde dehydrogenase. NCBI's taxonomy places the organism in Eukaryota, Filasterea, Ministeriida, Capsasporidae. Gene Ontology annotation, molecular function: aldehyde dehydrogenase (NAD+) activity. The record is from RefSeq and is a predicted model, not a curated record. The transcript is spliced from 5 exons. Bases 70 to 1455 code for a protein of 461 amino acids.